Messenger RNA from Brienomyrus brachyistius, 1066 nucleotides. RefSeq names its product DnaJ (Hsp40) homolog, subfamily C, member 15 (gene dnajc15). Bases 53 to 502 code for a protein of 149 amino acids. Gene Ontology annotation, molecular function: ATPase activator activity. The transcript has 6 exons. The record is from RefSeq and is a predicted model, not a curated record. Lineage: Eukaryota; Metazoa; Chordata; Actinopteri; Osteoglossiformes; Mormyridae. Gene Ontology annotation, biological process: protein import into mitochondrial matrix. Gene Ontology annotation, cellular component: PAM complex, Tim23 associated import motor.
GUAUAGUUUGUCCCAUUUGGCGUACCGUACGCAAGUGCCCUUGAGUGAAAGCAUGGCGAACCGAACCGGCGUGACUUUGGAAAGUGAUUUAAUGAGAUAUACUGAAUACGCUCCGAAAUCUACAGUUCGGAGUGAAGCAGACGUUGAUAAACGGGCUGGUGAGGUUUUGAUUGCUGUUGGUCUUGGUGUUGCCGCUGCAGCUUUUGCAGGGCGCUAUGCGUUUCAGUUAUGGAAGCCUCUUGGUCAAGUUAUCUCUGAGACUGUAAAGAAAAUGCCUGCCUCGGCAUUUUCUGCAUAUUACAAAGGGGGGUUUGAGCCAAAGAUGACGAAACGAGAGGCCAGCCUCGUCCUGGGGAUCAGUCCCACCAGCAGUAAAUCAAAGGUGCAGGAAGCUCACAGAAGAAUCAUGGUUUUGAAUCACCCUGACAAAGGUGGAUCCCCGUACUUGGCCGCAAAGAUUAAUGAAGCAAAAGACCUGCUGGACUCCGGCUUACGGCACUGACCCGUUUGCGUCUUGCCUUCAGCUAGAACUCUGCUUACCGCCUCCGCAGCAUUUUUCCCCCUGACUCCACACAAAUUUUGUGUCACUCUUCCCUGCACUUCUACCCAGUCUUGCCGCAUUUUCGGCGAGGGCCCCUGCAGGGGGUCCACUGGAGCCCGGACACACGACGGACUGGAUGUCCCUGGAUGUUGAAAAUCGGCAAACCUUGACUGAGUGCCUCCUGUGUUUAUGUCCUUAUUCUUUGAUGAGGCGCAAAUGCACGUUACAUUUUUAGCAGUGUCAGAUACACUUGCCACAGUACUCCAAAAGUGGGAAAAUUUAGUUGCAUAUUAAUAGCAAUUAUACAAUGUAAAUUUAUGUAUGUUUUGUUUUAUUGACUGGUGUGAAAUGGGAGAGUAGAGUGUAAUUUUUGUUUGUAUCUACACAAACCAAUGAUCAUUCAUUUUUUAUUUAUUCCCGAUUGCAUGUCUGCUGGACUGGCUUUGUCUGUUUAUGACUGCGUUACAUAUUCAUAUUUGUGAUGUAAACACACAAACCUUGGUGGUACUAUUACAUGCCUCUGUG